GCCGAUUGCAAAACCUAUCGCUAAUCGUGCCGUCAGAAUUAUCGUCGAAAAGAGAGGCAGGGAAAAGCAUCGGUAAAUGAGUAGUAUCGCUGCAGAAUCAAACACAACGUACAGCUACAACGCGCGCUGGACAAAAAAGUGACGCCUUGAGAAAAAUCUGAACCAAUUUGAAAGGGUUUUGGAAAAUAAAUCACAUUUUAAUAUGGAUCCAGCUGAAAAUGAAAAUUCUGUGAAUGUCGAGAACACACCAGUGGCUAAAAAAACACGACGCGCAGCGCGUCUUGCGAGCGAGAAGAAGGACAAAGCUUUAGUGCCAAUUGAAAAUAUAGUAUCUCCGAAAACAGCGCCUGUGGCAGCACCCAAGACGCCAAGCUCUAGCAUGAAAUUUGUACCGGAAACACCGCGGCGCAGCGCUAGAAAAAGCGUACGUCCUCCACUUGACUAUGAUGAAAUAAUUGAAAAAAACGCACGGUCAGCCAGCAAGAACAUCCAAGAAGCCAACAAUGGCGAUGAGCAAUGUUCACAAAAGUGGACAGCAUCAGAGGUUGGCAGGCCCUCGCGCAAGCGCAGCCGUAAAUCGAAGCGUACGGCUAACAGUAACGUAAUAGAGAGAUCUGAGGUAUGUGGUUCUUCCAAUGAAGAGCCUAAGGAAGUUACAAAAGAAAACAUCACUGAUUUGAAAACAGUAACCUUGCCUCAGGAAGCACAUGAUGAAGCACGAUCCACUGGUGAGGCAGUUACUUGUGUUCAGAAAGAAACUAUUGAGAUGCAUUCCACUUCUACGGAUGCAAUCACUUUGCCUCAGAAGGAAACUUCUGAAGGAGAACUCACUAAUGGGGAAGUGGUAAUUUUUACCCAUGAGGACCGCACUGAAGAGUUCGCUAUUGUUGAAGCAACAGGCAUGCGUCCGGAUGUAGAGUGCUCUAUUGCUGAAGCAACAACUGUGAGUUCGGAUCAUACUCUUGAAGUAAAGACCACUCCUAUGGGUCAAAAGGAAAAUAAUGGAGGACUACACCCAGACGAAAUGGAAGAAUUAGGCUUAAGCCCUAUCGAACAGGACGAUGAAAUGCCAUCAUUAAUAUUGCUAGAUGAUGGCGAGUUGUGCUCGUCGGUAGAGGAAAUGAAAGUAUUGCUAGAGAAACCGAUUAAAGCUGAAAAUACGUUGCAGCUUAUGGAGUGUUCGAAAGUUGAGGAGGCACUAAACACUACAUUCGAUGCAGAUAAACAAGACGACAUGGAAGUGGUGCCACAGAUGGUAGUGUCGCCAGAAAAAAAAUUGAAAGUCAAAAAUUCCAUUAAAGUUGUCUUAACUGACAUUGAGGACCACAGCUCAACUAUUCUUAACUUAGAUGACUCUACUGAUCCUAGAACAGGAGCUGUAGCUCGCUGUGGGCUCAGCCGUUUUCCCACUCCUUAUAAAUCGAAACCACUAUCAAAGAAUGUUGGUAACAGAAAUACCCCGAAAAUACGAGAAAAAAACUCCUCGUUCAAUAUAAAUUGUUUGGAUGUUGCUGAUCCCAUUAAACGCCGUCGGUCGAAGUCAAUUUCAGAGCUAAAGACAACAAAGGCGGUAUCAUUUUACAGCCCCAUCGAAAUUGUUCAUAUCGACGAUAUAGAUGAGCGUUGGAAGCCGGUGCAGGAUAAUCAUGUCACCAAGCGCCGCAAGCGUUCCAUUUCAUUGGAUGAAAGAAGACUUAGGCCCAGCAGGAUUCCGAAGCCAACUAGCUUUGAAAUUAAGAAAGACAAAACAAACACAGUAAGUAAACCGAAAACUCGCGGCAAGUUACCCAAUUUCGCUGCAAUACACAAAAAACAAUCAGAAAAAAUGGAAAAUUUGGUGCAAUACAUUGAACGUAAGGCAGAGCGUGCAAAGGUACUAACCAAUUCUGCUUCCAAGUUGCACCUCAGCUCCACAGGUUCCGAAAAAAAGGGUGCAAAAGUGCUGGCCACAGAUUCUUCCAUUUUACAACACCAGCGUCCUUGUGCCAUGAAAAAGAUCGACCUAACGAACGUGCAACAAACACCCAUUAAACUAAUGGAACAGGAAAGGCAACGUCUUAUGAUUCUUCCGAAACCAAGUCAGACUGCAUGCAAUGCUCUAAAAAGCACGAAUAUAUCAAAUGCUUUAGGUCCAAAGCCCGCAUUUAAUUUGUCUACGUCGUUAGUUAAGAGUUUUUCGGCUGUUCCGAACAAAAAUAAUACUCAGGAAAAUCCAGUGCAGGACAAAGUACUGGACAGACAAGAGCGUCAUAAGCAAAUGUAUAAGGGGGGACGUGUAAAGGAAAACAAAGCUGAUUUUAUUCGCGGCGUACGAUUAAACCGACGCUUUGAAUUGCAGAUGCAGCAUCGUCGACAGCUCGAUGAAAAUUGA
Molecule: messenger RNA, 2371 nt
Organism: Scaptodrosophila lebanonensis
Lineage: Eukaryota; Metazoa; Arthropoda; Insecta; Diptera; Drosophilidae
Gene: Mink
Exons: 5
Coding region: 203-2371 (722 amino acids)
Biological process (GO): establishment of mitotic spindle localization; mitotic cytokinesis
Cellular component (GO): spindle; microtubule
Source: RefSeq, a predicted model, not a curated record